GUUGUCGUUGCGUUUAUUCGUCAUCGUCGCACCGCCUCCGCAUUCUCCGCCCUUGUCUCGUAUGAUAUAGGUAUACGCCACUGUCGCCACUGCAUCGCCCGACCUGCUCGCGCGUGCGUACCGACGUGAGUUAAACGCUACACGAGAGAGCACGACCGCGAAAAGAAAGUGGUAAACCGGUGGGGGCAGCAAGUGGGUGACCCGUUGACCCGCUGCCGGUAUAGUAUCGUUUAGUGACCGCCGCCACAGACACAACGGGACCGACUGCGUGUUGGACGUGUUUUUUAUAAGAUACCAUUAUAUUGUUGUUGUUGUUGUUGUUUCUGCUGCUGCAGAAGCCGUGCACUUACCGAACGAACGUUGCGAACAAGUCAUAAUGUUUCGGCUAACGUGGUCGUGGUGUUUCUUGGCGGCCGUGGUGUGCUCGUCGUGUUCCGGCGCCAAGGUACCUCCUGCAGCUACCGUGACGGGUAUGAUAGGGCGUUAUUUUUGCUCUCGAGAUAUAAAAUAAAAAUCAUAGAUAAUAAUGAGCCAAACGCCGGUUUUUUACCCACAGACUUACUUUGGACCGGACUCGAAGGUGUCAUUCAGCAAAGAGGCGGACUCCAGGCCGAGUCCAAACAAGUGCCGGAGAAACGGUGCGAGUGCCAGAGCCCAGAGCUGAAAUCGUGCGUGUGCUGCCUGAGAAUGAGUAUGCCGUUUUUGGAUCUGACCACGUCGCCCGGUAAGUGUAACAUAAUAAUGCGUUUUCCGCCACAAACAAUAUUGUCGUAUUAACAACGAGAAAACGUACCUAUAUUAUUAUCGUUGUUGUUCAUUAUAAUAAUAUGCUCACAGGGUGCGUCAAGUUCAAGUACGUGCCGGACAUCGAGUCGAUCGCGGUGAACGUGACCUACGGCAAAGGCAACGUCCAGAACGGUGUCAUCAAAGGUAAGUGAUCAUAAAAACCGUGAUGAAAUAAUUACGGUCGUAGAUGAGGCACCUAAGACGUGAAUAACAAUAGCAUCACGUCCGUUCGGUUAUCGCGGCGUUAUAUUAAUUAAAUCGCGGACGUCGUCGCGAUUUCCGCAUACGAAAGCCUAAUAAUUAUGCAUUAUAAUAUUAUACAUUAGGUACUGUUAUUAAAGGUCGCCUUUCGAUUUUCUCGGUCAUCGUUUUAUUAUUAUUAUUAUAAAACGGUACACUGUGUCGGUUCGCGGGUUCGUUAACACCGAAAUCGUUGUGCGUGUGCCGCGAUACGACACGCGUUCGAUUUCGGCAGCGCACGACAACGUGUUCGGCGUGACGGGUCACUUUUCCCGAGUAAGAAUGAGUAAUAUAUGUACUAAAAUGGCGUAGGUAUACAUAUACCUGCAUGCUAUUACACGGAAAAAAAAAAUAAAACCUUGCGGGACGAAACGCUAUCGCGAUGACAUUGACAAUGACGCGGGAAAUGAAAAUCCGCUAGUCGGCGGUUAUACGAUGAUGACUAUCGUCAGUAAUAUUAUAUAUUGUGAUUAUUAUAAUGAUAAUUAUUACGGCGACGAUUAUCUCAAUAAUAUAAUCGGUAAUCGGCUGUACGUACAGUGGUGAUUAGACAGACACUCGCGUAGAAAACAAAACGUUCCAUAACGUAUGUACAACAAGUAAAGCUGGGAGUGGGAUUGUAACCAAUAGAAAAUAAGUUAAAAGUGGUAAAUUAUAAUUUACUUUUGUUGACAACUUUCAACUCGACUAGUCGAAAAAAAUAGAAUGUUAUAAUAUAAUCGAGUUAAAUAAUAACAAAUUUAACUGGAUUAUUUUUUUUAAAAAAAAAAAUUCAAAUUAUUUACAAAUUUUUUAAAUAAAAAACAGUGUAGGUAUGUUUUUUGCAUUUAUUUCUCGCUGAAAAUAUAAAAUAUUAGAGUAGGUACACUAACUAAGUAAAUUCACUUUUUAAUUUUAACUUAAGUCAUUAUUUUCCUGGAAACUAGUAAUUAUUAUAGUUACCCAAAUUUAUUAAUAUUUGAAAAUAAACUUUAACUCAGCUUGAGAACCCUCGGAUCAUUAGAUAUGUUCCCUGAUCCAUAAAGACUCACGUAAACCUUUUAUGGGCUAUAUGAUAAAUUUUUUUCAUGACACAACUCUAAAUACUUAAAUAAUUAUUUCAUCAAUAUCGCGUUUAGAAUUGUCGGUAAAACUUUUUUCGACCUUAAUAUAAAUUACUUUUACCAUUUCAAUUCUAUACAAUUUCGAUGAGUUUUCACAAUUUUUAUUUUUAGCUACCUACAAAAAUCAGUACAUUAUUAGACAACCGUGUAAAUAAAUAUUCGUUUACACAGGCAGCAUUCAAAAUGAUUUGCAAAUCUAUUUCGCCUGGUUUGUGAAUCUAUCUAUUUAUCCUACAAUAUUGGUGUUUAUUAUUAAUUUCCGCUGCAAUGCAAUACUUAUUGUAGUACAUUUUUUUUAUCGGAAAGAUGCAAACGAGUUAAAUUUAUUUAUCAUUAAAUAAUUCACACUAUAAUAUUAUUUAAAAUUUCCUAAAAUCCUGACUUCCUCUGAAAAAUAAAUAUUUUGUGGAAAAUAAUAAAACUCAAAUUUUACACAUUUUUGAUGAAAACGUAGUAUUAUAUUGAAUAAAACUUAAAAUACCGGUAAUUAACGUUUUCAUGACCGAGUUUUUCGAACAAGUUCUUAAUAUUUUAUGUACGUUAUAAUUUAUAAGUUAUAAGACAGUAAAUAUUUCAUUAAAUCUACAUGCAUGUAUACGACUUUUAAACGACGAAUUUUACAUUAUUUUUAAUAUUUAUCGUUCAACAUUUACCGAAAUCAACUUGAAGUAAGUUAUAAAAUAUGACUUUGACAGUCCGAAUUGAGUAAAAACUAGAGAAUUUCAAAAACAAGGUGUUAAUCAAAGUAUGUAAACUCGUAUUUGAUAAAGAAUAAUAAAUUGAUAACGAAGAAGAAAAACAUGGAAAUGAACAAAUAUAAACAAAAAAUCAGUUUAAUGACAUACUACGUGAAUUUUAGAAAGAUUCUAGUGUUUAAUUUCAGUUUGGUUCGGACACGCAAGAUGAAGAGAAGCAACGUACAAAGUCAGGAUUGAUUGACAAGAAAGAAGACCCGGGGAAAGGUUGAAGAAACGUUAGAUCGAUGAAAUAUGGCAAGACCUUGGGAGAUUAAAAUUAACGGAUUGGGAGAAAGGAUUCAAGACCGAAUCAGUUGGAACACACUGAUGGUGGUGAUUAGAAUUGUUACAGUUAUGAGGUCAUAUAUUAUAUAAUAACAAUGAUCGUUCAUUCAAAUGCUGACCAUCAGGUUUUAAUGUAUACGUUUUAUUUUUACCCAAAAAAACAUUUUUGAUUAGUAAAAAUGCUCCGAAUUUUUCACGCAAUACACCUAAAAAAUGCGGAAUUUCCACCUGGUGGUACUUAAUCUGAAAAAUUUGAAUAUAAACGGAUUUUUUUAAAAAUAAAAAAAUAAUAAUCGACGGGUAUAUAUAUUUUGCUUUUGUUGAUUAUUGAGUAACCUCGGUUCCGAGUGAAAAAAUACGACUAAUAAUACAACCACCUUACCAGUUUAUCGAGCUCCACUCAAAAUCGUUUUUUGAUUCCAAUGGUUUAUUGUUGCAUUUAGUGCAUAAAUGAAACCAACCUACAUCAUACCUUACACCUUCAAAACCUGCCACCCACAAGUAAUAGUAGUGCCCAGUACGGUUAAUCAGUAGCGUAACUAGGAGGACUCGUUCUGAGUGUCUGGACACCCCUUCAAUCCGUUUUUAAGUAAAUAAAUUUAUUAUAAAGUGUUGAAAACUUUUUUUUUAAUAUAUAUACAUGUAACAUCCCCUUUAAAAAAUCUUAGUUGCGCCACUGGUACCUAACCAGCCACAAAUUAUGUCCGGUUUUUAAACAUAUGUAUUUAACAGACCGUUUCAUACAAUAUUAUAUUGUGUGAUUCAUUAUCAUAAUAUUCGCGUAAACGACACGGUUUACGUUAUAACAGUUAAACACUAACAUUUUCUAAUAUCAGCGCGUGUUAUGAAUAUUAUAUUGUUGUCGGGACAAGUAUGUCAUAGCUGACAAACAAUUGGCAUUCUCGCGAACAUCUACCGACUGAGAAAAAUAAAAAUUCUACUUUAUGAUUUGCUACCAAAAUUCAAUAGGCUACCGGUGAAAUACACAAAAUCGCGCGAACAAUGAAAUCGACAGAUUUAGGAGGUACCUACUGUCGACGGAUCAUUAAUGAAUAUUUAAGAUUAAUAAGUUUUUUUUUAUUAAAAGUUUUAAUAUAAGGGACAAUUUAAACUCUGAGUAAAGCGAGGAAUACAUUGGUUUAACUAUUUGCUUUUGUUUUGUUUUUAUCACUAAGAACUUUUCUACCAGAAACCUUAUUCCUUGUUAAUGUUUUUAUUUUAUGAGCUUCAUUCUCAUAUUAUAGAAAUCUAUAAAAUAUGUCAAUCCGACUUCGAGAAACGUUGACGAACCUUCUUCUGUCAACAGUUCAUACCCAUGUUAUGUUAAAAAUUUCAGAUUCAUUUACGUGCUAUCUAUAGAUUUCGUCUAAAUUGUCAGUUAUUUUAACCAAAUUUAGAAAAACUGUUGAAAUUCUAGACAGAUUCCGCUCCAAAAAAAGUUGGUACCAUCACACAUGUUCUGGGACAAUUUUGUUAAACGUUUUUUAGAAUAGAACACUUAUUUUAGUAAAAAAAAUCUAGUAGAUUCUAGUAAAUUUCUGAACAAAAAACAAAUUUCGUACGAAAACUAGCUCUUGAAGAUCAUAAUCAUGUAUUGAGGUAUUCAUGUGUUCAUUAUUCGGGAAAUACACCAUUCGGGAAAACGGUAUUCGGGCACAAUCAAUUAAUAUUAUUCGGAAAAAUUAAUUCGGGAAAAACGACGAGAACCAUAAUAAAUUAUUGUACAUUAUUAUUAAUCUAAUUUAGUUUAUUGAUCCCAACGUGAGUGCUAUCACCCUUCUGUGGACAUUUUCAAUAUUAAGGGUGGCGUUUAAUUUUACGGGGUUCUAAAGUGGUUGAUUAUUACAGCAUACAUAUUAUAACUAAAAAAAGUCAUGUUAAAAAUAUUGAUAUAUUAAUAAUAUCCAUGAAAAACAAUAUAUAACGCACAUCAGAUAAAUUGUAUUAUUUUGUAAGAAUAUUAUUAUACUAAUAUAUUAUUCGUAAAACGAAACGUGUAUUAUUACGAGUAUAGUAUAAUGUUAUCUGAGUAUUUUGAAUUUCUCCGAGAUUAAUCUACCGUGAAAAUGAACAUAUUUCACGCUGACAAAGUAGAAUUGGAACUGUCUGAAACCUUAUAGGUGCUCCUUAAGAAAUUAUAUUCAUAUUUUAAAUAUACGAGUAUAUAUAUUUUUUUUUUAAUAAACAAUCUAUUAACUUUCAUUUUCGUUUAGGUUUUCCGCCUUCAUUUUGGUUUUCAAUAUUUUUCUAUAGCGGCCAUUCCUUUCUUUAAUUGAAACCGAUAUAAUAAAAAAAAAAAAAAAAACUUUUCAUCCAAUAGUAUAACAGGACGUAGAUAGGUAUAAUUGAAUCAAAUUUCGCUUUAAUGUGGUUUUAUGAUACAGUGUUUAAUAUUACUAUGGUUAUAUUGAUUCGUACCUACUUAUUACUGCAGCGAAGGAAUAAGUGAUUUAUUGAAAUAGUAUACGUAUUCAAUUUCACCGGGAUAUUAUAAAAUCGUAUACAAUCACUUUUGAUAUUGCAGUCAUUGUUAACGAAAAUAAAAUUGCCACCUUAAGGAUGCUACAAUUACACUUGGAAAUUUGUGUGUCACAGGUAAUAACCCAGAACCCGUGUGCAUGGACGUGCUAGUCGGAUUCGGUCAACUGUGCGCCCGAUUCGUUGGCAACUCAUCCACGCCCAAAGACUUUGAUGGUUGUCUAAAGUUAGAAGCCACCUUAUUAAACGAAGUGCAAAACUCCAUUCCCAUGGGAUGCUUCAAAAUGGAUGAAAAUCGAUUAAUCUUCAAUUCUACGUGAGUACACUAUAUAGCUGUUAAUAAUCCAAUAAUAAUUACAGUUAAACAACUAUUUCAACAUUUUAAUCUAUCGAUAUUAUAGCUUAUAACUGGUGAACCACUAAUCACCGUAUCGUUUAAAUAAUUUGUAUUAUUAUUUUAAAAUCGCAUGCAAUAUCGUAUUAUUGACUGCAGAAGGAAUUCGAACGGGGUUUAAAAUUGAAAUUAAAGUACUUCACUGAUGUUAUUUUUUCAUCAGUUUUUCAACAACUCUAAAAAAUAACUUUGCAUGAAGAACCACUUGUUUUCAAUAUUUUAUGUGCGUUUGUAAAGUUACACGUGAAACUUUUUUUAAACGUUUUCACUAGGGGGCUAUAAAUUUUUGGAAAGUAUUUUAUGGGAACUGUAUUUUGUCGAAAAAAUAAAUCGUUGAAAAUUAUUUUGUCGGAAAGUUUUUUUUUCGGAAAAAUAAUUCAUUGGAACCAUAUUUUGUGGGAAAAAUAAUUCAUCGGAACGUAUUUUGUGAGAACUGUUCAUUAUAAUUUCACCAUAUGCCUUCCGUGACUACAUAUUAUCGUCGUAGGGUAAAAAUUAUUUUCUGACAAAAUACAGUUCCGACAACAUAUUUUUUGACGAAUUAUUUUUCUGAAAAAAUACGGUUCCAACAAAAUAUUUUCCAUAUUAAAAAUAUUUUGCGCACCCCCGUUUUUACUGCCACGAAAAUACGUUUUUCAUGAAUAAAAUAACAACAAAAUAAAAAGUAAUAACCUUAAGUACUAUAAAAAUAUUCAUAUGUUUUCGUACGAUACAAAUUCGUAUCCAAUGUGCGCGCAGCCUAUGACUAAAAGUAAUGUUUUUCUCCAUCUAAUCAGAAUAUAUUUGUUAAAUAUAAGUAGGUGCAUUGAAAUAAUACAUAAUUUGUACAUGAUUAUAAUAAUAAUCAUAUUCCAAUUAUCUAUUCGGUAAGGUAAAAUAAUAGACAAUUAUUAUUAUUUUUAUAUUUUUUUUUUUUUUUUUUGAAAAUCAUCAAAUUUUUAGUAACUUUGACAAUCAAAAAGUUAAAUAUUUGAAGAAAUAGAACAACCUAGUAAGAAAAAAUAUACCAGCAUUAUUUUUUCUCUUUUUCUCACAAUUUCUCUUUUGUUAUUUUUACACUCUGCGUCAUCCCGCAUCAUGUUCAUCGUCGAUAGAUUCGGUUACCUACUAAAAUAAACAAUUACCUACCAUUAAUUAUUGUUUUAUUAGUAUUGGUCAAUAAAAAAGUAGUUUACAUCACUUCUAUUAGUUAAUUUACAUAUUUCACGUGUACCUACCGCAUAUUUAGAAAGUUUAAAAAGUGAAAAAAUAAAUUUCAAAAUCGUAAUUAUUACAGUAUAUAUAUAUAUACGUUUAAAUACGUAUCUCAGUGCUAAAGUGUGUAGGUAUAACAAAUAAUAUUGGUUUAAAUCCGGGAGAUCACAAUAUUAAAAACGAUUUGCAUGCACAUUAUUAGAGUAUAGUUUAAAUUUAAAAUGUACAGUCUAAUCUGCAUGAAAUGUUACAAUAGAACUGCAUACAAAUAUCAUCCAAUAAAUGAAAUUACUAAUAAUUGGGUCGUGAAGAUACUUCAGAUCUGGAUGGUUUUUUUGCAAAACACAAAUAAUAUACUUUUAUUACGCAUCAAUUAUUCGAGCGUUUGAUCGCCGGUCAUGCCGUCGCCUCGGUUUAAAAAUCCAAAACAUAAUCCAGCUUUGCACAUUUGUACGGACGUCGAAAAUAUAUUAUUUUAUUUUAUUUUUAAAUAAAUCUAUACAUUUUAUAAAAAAAAAAUCUUAGGAUACGGUUGAAAUAGUUACGAAAAAACUUAUAUUUAUACAAAAUAUUAUAGGUAUGGGUAUAUGUAUUUUACGAUAAAAAAUAAUCAAAACUUGUUACCUUCAAACAAACCGUAAACAAAUAAUUAGGUAGCAAAUUAAUAGUAUACCUACAUAAUAUUAUAUAGUAUUAAACUAGAUUAAAAUAUACCUAACCUAACAUCGAUCCGUUCAUUGGUUGAAGUAAAUUUAAACCGUGAUUUGAACAAAUUAUAUACAAUCGAUCUGGUCUAAUUAUCAAAUUAUCUAUAGGGAAAAUAAAACAAAACAAUCGUAGUUUCAAACAUAAUGUAAAUUAUAGGUUAAGGACAGAAAUAUUUUUUAACUAACACCUACAUUUUGUACAUUUUCCGGUUUUCCCCCUUUUUUUUCGGUUUUUCACAUUUGAUCAGAAAACUUCUAAUUAAAUCGAAUAAACCUCCCUAAAGUACUAUCCCAUGAUAAUGUCCUUUCAGAAAAGGGUCUACAUCGUAUAUAUUGGAGUAAAGUUACUGGUUUAAAAAAGUGUCCCCGUGAAAAAAAAAAUAAAAAAUAAAAAAAUAGACAGUUUGUAAAACCAAUACAUUCUUCGCUACACUCAGAAUUUAAAAACAUAACCUAUAAUAUCGGGUGUAGUUUCUCAUGACGGUUUAACGGUUUGAACGGUUUCACACAGGGCCGUGGAGGAGCAGUCUAACGGUCCCCAGGAGUCGAACGAGAACGAAGAGGAGGAGGAGGAAGAAGAGGAGGGCGUGGAUCCCAACGAGGAGGCACUCUUACAGGCGUUUGGUGAAACGGCCGUGCAGAGCGUCACGUGGCUGGUCAACGCAAUGGGACUGAACCUGAACCAGUCCAACAACAACACCGUUGCGGCUGCAUCCGCAGCAAACGGUGCCACCGAACCAUUACAACCUGCACCAUCCGCAACGACGAAUGUCUGAUAAACGCCACCAAAAAACCGAGUAUAGGCGCUUUUUUUUUUACUCUGAGGCACAUCCGACCUCUCAACGAAACUAUAUUUAUUUGUACGAUUAUUAAUAUUAUUAUUACUAUUAUUAUUAUUAUUAUUAUUAUUAUUAUUAUUAUUAUUAUUAUUAUUGGCAUGUAUGUAUUAUUAAUAGUUUCUGCAGCGCAUAUCCGACGUCACUAUUAUAUAAAUAACAUAAUUUGCAUACCUAUACCUAUACGCUCUCUCUGGGCUUGUCGCCGUAUUUUCGCGUCAUAUUUUGCAACUGCGGUCUCCUAUGUAUAAUAUUUUAAACGACUCUAUUUCGUUUAUUAUAAUUUAACAGUAUAAUAAAUUAUUAAAUUAUUUUAAUAUGCAGUAAACGGUUUUGUUUUUUUUUUUUUUUUUUUUUUUUUUUUUUGUUACUCAUCGAAACGAAUAAAUUUCUUUUUUGCAUCUGUA
This is a messenger RNA of Cinara cedri, 9167 nucleotides long. The record is from the annotation of a GenBank genome assembly. NCBI's taxonomy places the organism in Eukaryota, Metazoa, Arthropoda, Insecta, Hemiptera, Aphididae.